UGCAGGCCCGCUCCCCUCCUCGCCCCUCUCCCCUCUCCUGGAACGAGUGCCUGAGGAUUAAGAAGCAGGGAGGCUGGACUAGAGGACCACAGGAUUGGGAUUGGGAUUGGAGGGCACGGGCAGGACUGGAUUAUUGUUAUGCUGCUGCAGACACCAGACUGGACUGCAAGAAACAGGCUGUUGUGUACUGGAAUUUGUGGCUAUGUUAGACUCGUGGACUCUGGAGCCAGAGUUAUAAAAAUAACUGGAGCAAGAAUCAAAACUACUAAAUACUAAAGAACAGGGUGUUUUUUGGCUGCACUGGGGAUACUGGGACCAUUGAGACUGGUGGUGCAGUCACUCAGCAGACAAGCUUUCUCUGUGCCUGAUGACCUCAGUCCAGAAGAGAGACAGGAGCUGGAAAGCAUCCGCCGCAGAAAACAAGAGCUGCUGCAUGACAUACAAAGGCUGAAGGAUGAGAUAGCAGAGGUGACCAAUGAGAUUGAGAACCUGGGCCUGACUGAAGAGAGGAAAAGCAUGCAGAGGAAUAAACAGAUGGCCAUGGGCCGUAAGAAGUUCAACAUGGACCCCAAGAAGGGGAUUCGCUUCUUGAUUGACAGCUCCCUGCUGAAAAACACCAGCGAUGACAUCGGCCAAUUUCUCUACAAGGGCGAGGGGCUUAAUAAAACGGCUAUUGGCGACUACCUUGGGGAGAGAGAUGACUUCAACAUCGAGGUUCUGCACGCCUUCCUGGAAUUACACGAGUUCUCGGACUUGAACCUGGUUCAGGCUCUCAGGCAGUUCCUGUGGAGCUUCAGGCUGCCUGGUGAGGCUCAGAAGAUCGACCGCAUGAUGGAGGCGUUCGCCCAGCGAUACUGUCGCUGUAACCCCGGAGUGUUUCAGAGCACAGACACCUGUUACGUGUUGUCGUUUGCUGUGAUCAUGUUGAACACCAGCCUACACAACCCUAACGUGAAGGACAAACCCUCCGUUCAGAGAUUCACAGCGAUGAACAGAGGCAUCAAUGAUGGAGGCGAUCUGCCGGAGGAGCUACUAAGGAACCUGUACGACAGCAUCAAGAAUGAACCCUUUAAGAUCCCAGAGGAUGAUGGGAACGACCUCACACACACCUUCUUCAACCCAGACAGAGAAGGAUGGCUGCUGAAACUCGGAGGUGGACGAGUUAAGACCUGGAAGAGACGCUGGUUUAUUCUCACAGAUAACUGCCUCUACUACUUUGAAUACACGACUGAUAAGGAACCCAGAGGAAUUAUUCCACUGGAAAACCUGAGUAUCAGAGAAGUUGAUGACUCCAAGAAGCCGAACUGCUUUGAGCUCUACAUCCCGGACCACAAGGAUCAGGUGAUCAAGGCCUGCAAGACGGAGGCAGACGGCCGCGUGGUCGAGGGCAACCACACUUUUUACAGAAUCUCCGCCCCGACCACAGAGGAGAAGGAAGAAUGGAUCAACAGCAUCAAAGCUGCCAUCAGCAAAGACCCGUUCUAUGAGAUGCUGGCUGCUCGGAAGAAGAAGGUCUCGUCUCUGAAGGGGCUGUAGAGCUGCUGAGGAUUAAACAUUUCUUUACUUAAUGCAGCUGCUUGGAUGUGGACCUGAUACUCUCGCUGCUGCAGUGGACCUGGACACUUGGACCUGCCACAGAGGAUACAGCUUUUGAAGAAGCUCACCCACAGGUUUGACCUUAUGUUCAUAGUUUCAUUUCCCGUCUGGAGAUGAAAUGAAUCAGUCAUAGACCUCUUUUUUUUAAUCCUCAAACACCUCCUUUUGAACACUCUACUCCUGCAGUACUGUGUCAAUGCCGUGCCCUGUGGUUAGGACUCCCACUCUUAAAAUCAGCUGUUGAAAUGUGUCACUUCAGUGCCGCUCCACACGGACCGUGUUUGUGCUGAUGUGGUACAACGAGUCUCUACAGCUACUCAAACAUUUAAUUGGAUGGAAAAUAAAACAAGAGAGCUGGGAGUAUGUAACACUUACUAAAACAAGAAUUAAGUUUGUUCAUAGUUGAACAUGAGGUGAGAAAAAGACAGAAGUGGUUUUUGCACUUUUCAGACGUGUGUGUGGGGGGGCAGCUGAUGGAGAAAUCACAGCGUACAUUAAUGUGAUUCAGAUACAUUUCAGAAGAGCCUAAAAACACUUUCAGUUAAGUUUCCAAUCUCUAUUGAUCAGUUGAGCUCGGUUUUUCCAGACAGGGAUUAAACCUCGUCCUCCAAUAAAAACACUUGAAGAAGAAGAGACCUACUGUAAAACACAUUAAGUGCAGGACUGAUCGCAUCUGGGACGCUGGACUGUUUUGUUUAGUCUGAUUUGCCAUAAAAAUGCUUUUUUCUAAGCCUGUUUUCUUAUUGCUGUUGGUCUUCUGUCAAAGUACUGUUAAUGAAAAUGAAGGUAAUGCAUAAAUAGCUAAAUAUUUAUUUAUCCAGAAUUCUUGUAAUUUAUUGUAAAGUUUUGUCUCAUUAAAAGGUUUGUAAACCAA
Micropterus dolomieu (smallmouth bass) is the source of this 2470-nucleotide messenger RNA. It is a transcript of the gene cyth1b, whose product is annotated as cytohesin 1b. The record is from RefSeq and is a predicted model, not a curated record. Lineage: Eukaryota; Metazoa; Chordata; Actinopteri; Centrarchiformes; Centrarchidae. The coding region runs from base 517 to 1536 and encodes 339 amino acids. Gene Ontology annotation, molecular function: guanyl-nucleotide exchange factor activity. Gene Ontology annotation, biological process: regulation of ARF protein signal transduction. The transcript is spliced from 12 exons.